AUGACAGAGAAGCAAGAUAUCGGUAAGAAUCGAGAGAAAAACAGAGAAAAAGAACGAUUUCAGAUGUAUUGGGAUCCAGAGACGAAGACUGAAGCCACCGUGCCUGAAGCCGCUUCUCUGUUUCGUCAUCCUGAUGCUCACGGAGGCGUCUGUGAAUGCACCUUCAGUCGGCUGUCAUUAUAUCGUGUCUUUAGGCUUUUUCUCUGA
Messenger RNA from Bursaphelenchus okinawaensis, 207 nucleotides. Lineage: Eukaryota; Metazoa; Nematoda; Chromadorea; Rhabditida; Aphelenchoididae. The record is from the annotation of a GenBank genome assembly.